AUAGCUAUAAGGAGGACUUGUGGAGAGAUGCAAGUUCAGUGUAUGUGCUAUGCUGGCUGAAGGUGAAAGCAUGGCGAGUACAUCGCUGUGUGCUGCCAAUGCAUCGGAGUCUCAGAAUCUCCGACAAGUGUCAGGUUUUGUAGAAAAUAAGACCACACAGUGCUCAUUUUCCAUUGAAAGUAUUUUGGGAUUGGAGCAGAAAAAGGACAGCAUUCCGGCCGUGAAACCUCACCGACCAUGGAUGGAUGCACGCACCAACUUGGUUUUAGGUGAUGAUGGUAAUCCUCAUCUACAAAUCCCUGUUGUUUGCUAUGAAAAUCCAUUAUUUCAUGCUAACAGUAAUCCAGUGCAAGAAGACAAAGUUUUGAAAUGUGAAAAAUAUUUUUCAGUCACGGAAAGGCUAACUUUCAAACGAGAAUUGAGCUGGUACAGGGGUAGAAGACCAAGAACUGCAUUCACUAGAAACCAGAUUGAAGUCUUGGAAGAUGUUUUUAAAAUUAAUUCCUACCCUGGCAUUGAUGUUAGAGAAGAGCUAGCUCGCAAAUUAGAUUUAGAUGAAGACAGGAUCCAGAUCUGGUUCCAGAACCGUCGUGCAAAGCUGAAAAGAUCACACCGCGAAUCUCAGUUUCUAAUGGUGAAAAACUCUUUCACCGCCAGCCUGCUAGAGUAGAACGAAGGGUGGUUUGCUGUUACCUGCUGCCAUAGAACACAACGAAUUAUUGUGAUUGUCAUCACUUGUAUUAAGUAAUGAUGGUAUAUUGAUUAUGAUUUUAUCUCCAGAUUUGAAAGUUUAUAAUAAUUUUCAUUCAAAUAAACUGUAAAUA
This is a messenger RNA of Eurypyga helias (sunbittern), 824 nucleotides long. RefSeq names its product HESX homeobox 1 (gene HESX1). Gene Ontology annotation, molecular function: DNA-binding transcription repressor activity, RNA polymerase II-specific; RNA polymerase II cis-regulatory region sequence-specific DNA binding. The record is from RefSeq and is a predicted model, not a curated record. Lineage: Eukaryota; Metazoa; Chordata; Aves; Eurypygiformes; Eurypygidae. Bases 50 to 670 code for a protein of 206 amino acids. Gene Ontology annotation, biological process: regulation of transcription by RNA polymerase II; pituitary gland development; forebrain development. The transcript has 4 exons. Gene Ontology annotation, cellular component: nucleus.